AUGUCGCCUCUCAGCGGAAACCCUUCACGAAAUUGCGGAACAUGUCUUCGGCGAAGGCAUGCUGUGGCGCGAGCUCCCUUCCAUCGUGCCACUGCUUCGUCUUCAGAUGCUGGAGUAUCUCUAUUUGGGCUACGUAUAUGUGGAGGCGGAGACCUCGACUGCUGCGUCGCUUACUGCACCAUCUGGGGACUCGACGACUUGCUCAGGCGCACGAGGAUCGAUAACCUUAGCCAGUGCGAGUUCAUGAUCUCCGACCUACCCUACGAGAUCCUGAACGACAGUGCUAACUCUGAUAACGAGGACGACGAUCUUGAGCCUUUCUGUCGAUAUUGCGUAGUGGAACGCCGGAGUGUUCUCGACAUGACCAACCUCCGGGACAUCGGCCCCGUCAUCCACUCGUCGCGCACACUCAAACUACGCCUCAACCUCGCGAAGGACCUUCCUGCUCUGCUCCAACCUGCUCCCGACUCGUUGUGCUCUCUCGACGCGGAGAUCAGCGAGCUCGAGGACACGGAGACGGACCAUAACCUUAGGUCGCUUUGA
Schizophyllum commune H4-8 is the source of this 543-nucleotide messenger RNA. RefSeq lists its product as uncharacterized. The coding region runs from base 1 to 543 and encodes 180 amino acids. The transcript has 3 exons. NCBI's taxonomy places the organism in Eukaryota, Fungi, Basidiomycota, Agaricomycetes, Agaricales, Schizophyllaceae. The record is from RefSeq and is a predicted model, not a curated record.